Exaiptasia diaphana is the source of this 930-nucleotide messenger RNA. RefSeq names its product ectonucleoside triphosphate diphosphohydrolase 1. Gene Ontology annotation, cellular component: membrane. NCBI's taxonomy places the organism in Eukaryota, Metazoa, Cnidaria, Anthozoa, Actiniaria, Aiptasiidae. Gene Ontology annotation, molecular function: UDP phosphatase activity; GDP phosphatase activity. Gene Ontology annotation, biological process: nucleoside diphosphate catabolic process. The record is from RefSeq and is a predicted model, not a curated record.
CAAGAAGCAAUUUUUAAUGAGGUCGACCGACUUUUCUUGGACAAGAAAUUCUGCCCAUUCUCCUACCGUAAAGGUGAUGCACGGAUAAUAACAGGGGAAGAGGAGGGCAUAUAUGGAUGGAUAACUCUUAACUUCCUGGAGGGAAGAUUUUCUCCAAGUGUCAAAAUUGCCACGUUGGGUGCUCUCGAUUUGGGUGGCGCAUCAACACAGAAUGCUUACCGAGUAUCUCAUGUGGGAAAAGGAGUCCCAACAGUUAAAGUGCACCUUGCAGGAAAAGAUUAUCCUCUCUACGUCCACAGCUACCUCGGAUAUGGUUUGGAUCAAGCCACUGCCUCGUACUUUAAGUACCUCGCUAGCAAUUCCAAACGUUUUUUUGUGGUAAGCCCAUGCCAUAACAAACACUACCUCAAGAAGUUACAGAAAACAAAUAAUAGGCAAAUAGUAGUUAUAGGGGCUUACAAUAGGAAGAAGUGCCGAAAUCUUUUAAAAAGAUUGUUAUUUUGUAAAGGAGAUGCUAAACAAUGCCCAUAUGUAGCACAGCCUGAUCUUGAAGGCGACUUUGUGGGAAUGAAUGGUUAUUACUUUGUCAUGAAAGAUAUUGGGGCGAUAGAAAAUCAGGGCCAGGCAGUAUCCUUUCGGAAAUUCAAAAAGGUUUCCAAUAAGCUUUGUAAGCAAUCUUCAAAGUCUUUAGACACUAGUUUAUUCCAAGUAGAAGAUCUUUGCUUUAGAGCAAACUAUCUCUAUGAGCUUUUGAAAGAUGGCUACCACAUCAAUUUUAACACGUUUGACUUGCGUGUUUCUUUAGAAGUGAAUGGCUUUGAUUUGAGCUGGGCUUUAGGAGCAUUGCUUUAUAAYACCAAGAUUCURUAAACUCGUAAGAGUGAACCAUAUGGUUGGUGAUUUAAUCAAAAUAAAUCUGUCAAAAACUAA